AUGUGCGACUUUGACGAAUUCGUCUUCACCUGUGGACACUCCACGUUCCGUCUCAAAGCCUACUGCCACCGCGCGCGCAACGACCCCUACAAGGAGUGGCACAAGCGGCGGCAGCGGCACAAGGAAUGCACAUGGGAAACGAGCAAGGGCAGCAAGGUCAGGGGCACCAGCAGGGGUAUCAAGAGCAGUAUCAGCAGUACUAGAGGUACGUGAAAUGGAUGAGGUGGCUAUUUGUGAGUAUCUAGUAAGGAGGUUGAAAGGGGGGGGG
Messenger RNA from Neurospora tetrasperma FGSC 2508, 268 nucleotides. RefSeq lists its product as uncharacterized. NCBI's taxonomy places the organism in Eukaryota, Fungi, Ascomycota, Sordariomycetes, Sordariales, Sordariaceae. The record is from RefSeq and is a predicted model, not a curated record. Bases 1 to 213 code for a protein of 70 amino acids. The transcript has 2 exons.